Fundulus heteroclitus (mummichog) is the source of this 2320-nucleotide messenger RNA. Its product is annotated as 2-(3-amino-3-carboxypropyl)histidine synthase subunit 2-like. Gene Ontology annotation, biological process: protein histidyl modification to diphthamide. Bases 250 to 1731 code for a protein of 493 amino acids. Lineage: Eukaryota; Metazoa; Chordata; Actinopteri; Cyprinodontiformes; Fundulidae. Gene Ontology annotation, molecular function: 2-(3-amino-3-carboxypropyl)histidine synthase activity. The transcript has 6 exons. The record is from RefSeq and is a predicted model, not a curated record.
UGAACUCUAGACAUGUGUUUCCGACAAGCACACAACUACAGGGAGAUUGGUUGUAAGUCACAUAUUGUGUGGACAUGCCAGCUAAUUACAGUCCAGUUUGUGCUUGGGUGCUUUUUAGGUUUAAAUAAAAACGCCACGUCUCAGUGACAGCCGCAGGAUGGCUGACUAUUUGUUUACGUGUAAUUAAAAGCGCACAUAAACAAGCCUUUAGAGCGUUAGUUUGUCGGACAUCAGUGGGAGUCUGCUGCCAUGGCUGAUGCGUUCAGCAGCAGCUCGGAGACGGUGAUUCAGCGCGUGCUGGACGUUAGCCCGAAUGGAAACACCCCGACGGAGGACCUCCGGGAGCUGUACCAGAUAACCGAGACGUGUGCGUUCAUCAGCGAGCACCGCUUUGCAAAGGUUGCUCUGCAGUUUCCUGAUGAGCUGCUGGUUGACUCAGCGGCCGUGGCUGAGGAGAUUGAGCGAAACAGCCAAGCCAAAACUUUUAUUUUAGGAGAUACGUCCUAUGGCAGCUGCUGCGUUGACGAGGUAGCCGCAGAGCACGUCGGAGCCGACUGCAUGGUGCACUACGGCAGCGCCUGCCUCAGCCCGUCCAGGAGGCUUCCCGUCAUGUACGUCUUUGAGAAGAGGCCGCUGGACAUUCAGAUGUGCAGCGCCUCCUUCAGGGAGCUUUACCCGGACAGGCAGACGCACGUCGUCCUCCUCUGUGACGUCAACUACGACCAUGCCAUCGGUGAUCUUGCGACGCUCCUGAUACCGGAGUAUCCAAACCUUGUAGCCGCCGAGCUUGUUGUCGAAGGGGAACAGUGUUACAGCCAUGGACGGAUCAAGAGUAUCAAUCCCGAACCCUGUCCUUCUGAGGACGGCGGCGCUGAGAUCGUCUGUCAGUUCGGACGGCGGUUCUCCUUAAAAAGCGGUUCGUCUCUGACGGAUUACCGGAUCUUCUAUGUGGGCCGGGAGGGAGCCACGUUACGGAACUUCAUGAUGACCUGGAACCGCUGCUCCUUUUGCUCUUUCGACCCCGUCUCGGCGACGGGACGGGUCGAGUCCGUCAACGUCAACCGCGCUCUGAUGAAGCGCUAUUACGCCAUCGAGAGGGCCAAGGACGCCGGCGUGGUGGGCGUCCUCGUGGGCACCCUGGGCGUGGCCGACUACCUGGCCGUCAUCCGGCAGCUCAAAGAGACGCUCCGCAGAGCCGGCAAGAAGAGCUACGUGUUCGCCAUGGGGAAGCUCAACGUGCCCAAGCUGGCAAACUUCCUGGAAAUCGACGUCUUCGUGCUCAUCGCGUGUCCCGAGAACUCGCUGCUGGACUCCAGCGAGUUCUACAAACCUGUGGUGACGCCGUUUGAGAUGGAGGUGGCCUGCAACAGGGACAGGGAGUGGUCUGGGGAGUACGUCACAGAUUUCCGACAUCUGCUGCCAGGCGGACGGAGUCACGUGCCCAUGGCUGAUCAGCAGGAGGACGACGACAGGACGGACGUGUCGUUAAUAACCGGAGCUCUGCGCUCCCACAACCUGCUGAGCAGCGAGCCUGUUCAGUCCUCGUUUGGCUCCUCCGUGGUGCUGAGGAACCAGACUCUGACUGUGGCCAACACAAACUCCGCGGCAUCUUUCCUGGCAGGUCGAAGCUGGCAGGGCCUGGAGCAGAAGCUGGGAGAGACUCCUGUAGUAAAGGCAGUGGAGGGCAGGAGAGGCAUAGCCAUCGCCUAUGAAGAGGAAGGAACAUCCUGAUAAUUUACUGGAAAUCCUCACAGAAGCCCAAAGAUAAUUUCUUUUUUUCUGAAUGGACUCAGUAUAAAUGUGUACAUUUUUCCACCUGGAGCUGAAUAUAUAUGUUUCUUCCCUAAAAUACCAGCCAGCAUGACUUUUUAUUUCAGUAAUGUUUAAUGAAUACUUGAAUGCAACACAACUUUAAUCACUGCUUACAAUUAUUUCUUAUCUGUUACAUGUGCAACAAAAUUCGUAUCCAACUUCACUAGUUAUGGUUCAUUCGUUGGAACUUCCUCUGCAAACGAUGCAGGAAAUAUACCAGUGUUCCCGUUACACUGCCCUUCCAACCAGUCCUGGUUUACUAAAGGGAAAAGACGAGACUAUAGGUUAGACUUGCAUCCUUAAUGCAAUAAGUUUCUGAAAUGUUUAGUCACAUGAAGCCCACCUCUGGAGAGCAAUCGGAUUUGAUCUCCCUGCUGAAAGCUCAGGUCCUCUGGAUUUGAAGACUCGUAGGAAUGAAGCGCCACCAAGUGAAUCUCUCUCUGAGUCUCUGACUUUCCGUCACUUUGCUGUAAUCACAUAAACAUAUGAGCAAUCGGUUUAAAAAUGA